Messenger RNA from Bombyx mandarina (wild silkworm), 1230 nucleotides. RefSeq lists its product as uncharacterized. The record is from RefSeq and is a predicted model, not a curated record. Gene Ontology annotation, biological process: regulation of DNA-templated transcription. Gene Ontology annotation, molecular function: DNA binding; protein dimerization activity. NCBI's taxonomy places the organism in Eukaryota, Metazoa, Arthropoda, Insecta, Lepidoptera, Bombycidae.
AUGAGUGUCAAAAUGCCUACCAGUGAAGACGAUGAUUCGCAAACCGGGUUCAUCUCCGAACCAACCCCAGGAAUGUCAAAAGCGGAGCUAAGAAAGACGAACAAACCCAUAAUGGAGAAGAAAAGGCGCGCUCGGAUAAAUCGCUGUCUGAACGAACUCAAAGACUUGUUGCUGGACUCUGAGAAAGAUCCAACUCGUCACUCGAAGCUCGAAAAGGCGGACAUCUUGGAGCUUACUGUGAAGCACCUUCAGAAACUUCAGCGCCAGCAGCUGGCGGCCGCGAUAGCCGCAGACCCCGCCGUGCUGCAGCGCUUCAAGUCCGGCUUCGGCGACUGCGCGGUCGAGGUACGCCGGUACCUGUCACGGUUAGCCAGCGUUCCCACCGGACUAAGGCAUCGGCUCGGGAACCACCUCACGUCUUGUAUAUCGGGGAUCGAAAGACUGCAUCCCCCGGUGGAUUACGGGUCACUAGUUCCUGAUCCGUUGAGGCUGGACGACGACCGACCGAGCGCCUUCCAUUUCGUCAAAUCUUUAAGACCGACCAGUCCGCCUCUGAGUCCGCUGUCCUGCGACUCCGCCUGCGACUCCUCAACUGAACUAGAAACUCCUCCACGUCCGGUCCAAGCAUUCCCCUUUCCGACGCCGCCGAGCAGGUCCGCCUCGGAUCAAGACUCGAGCCCCGAAACCCAAAAACCUACAGUAUCUUCAACGACGAUAUCACCCGAAACUUUGAAACAGGAAGCAUUGAAGACCAAAAAAUACAUGGAACCUUUGUCCAUAGUUAUAGACGUUGAAAACUACAAAAUAGGGAUAGACGCGUCCCCUAAGAGGGCGGUAGAUUAUUCGAUACGGCACAAGCUUAAAAGACCGAUGGUCGACUUGACUGGGCCGAUACCGAAACUGCCCAGAGUAGACCCGGAGGGGACACCCGUAAUGCCAGAGAAAAGAAUGUAUCGUUCACCGGAAAAAGUAUCUGCCUUCAAGCGCGUACCGGAACGACAUCCGGUUUAUGUUGAAAGGAGAUUGACUAUACCCGAAAGUAUCCCAUCGGUUGGCGAAAGAUUAUCACUUCCAACGACGUCUAGGACGGUCAUAAGUCACACGGCGGUAUCGUUAGCGCAAUCCUCUCGAAAAGACCAAGAUAGAGAGACCAGGCAAGAGGCCGAUACGAGUUCUAAGUCUCCGGGGCAAGGAACAUCGAGCGGUUCGGAAAUGUGGAGACCCUGGUGA